UCUUUGAUUGAGUUGACAGAAUUUCUAUGAUGACGGUCCUGUUCCGUUCAUUGCGUAACAUCCGACAUUCAGGGUGAAGACUUCCUGACUGCCUGCUCCACGAUGGCGUCCUGCUCUGAGGGAUCUGCGUCGGUCAGUUAUGAGCCGACCGAAAGUGCUGCAUCUCAGAAGAGAGAGGAGAGACUACGAAAAUUCCGGGAACUGCAUUUCAAAAGGAAUGAAGCACGCAAGCUCAAUCACAAGGAGGUUGUGGAGGAGGACAAGAGACUGAAGCUGCCAACUAACUGGGAGGCUAAGAAAGCCCGUCUGGAGUGGGAACUCAUGACCGAUGAAAAGAAAAAGGAGUGUGCGGCCAAAGGGGAGGACUAUGACAGGGUGAAACUGCUGGAGAUCAGUGCUGAGGAUGCUGAGCGGUGGGAGCGAAAGAAGAAGAAGAAGAACCCUGACCCAGGAUUCUCAGGUUACGCAGAGGCCCAGCUGCGACAGUACCAGCGCCUCACCAAGCAGAUCAAACCAGACAUGGACAGCUACGAGAGGCAGAGAGAGCAGUGCGGUGAGGACUUCCACCCCACAUCCAACAGUCUGAUCCAUGGGACCCACGUCCCAUCCAAGGAGGGCAUCGACCGCAUGGUGGAGGAUGUGGAGAAACAGAUCGAGAAGCGGGCCAAAUACAGCCGGCGUAGGGCCUACAACGAUGACGCAGACAUCGACUACAUCAACGAGAGGAACGCCAAGUUCAACAAGAAGGCAGAGCGGUUCUAUGGCAAAUACACAGCCGAGAUCAAGCAGAAUCUGGAGAGAGGCACAGCAGUCUAACUGGACUGGUCAUUCUAAUGGACACUUUCAUUUCCUCUGCCAUGUUGCAACUGAAGCCCAUAAUUAUUCACUAUGGUUACAGGACUGGUUAUGUACAUAAACUCAGUUUCAGUUGGUCCCUAUGCUUACGUAUCUAGGAUGAAGUUUGUAUUUUGACGCUGAAAUUUCUUUAGAGGCAUUUUAUAUUUAAAUGUUUUUCUGUAUUGUUACUAUAAUGCUUUUGAUCAGUGGAAAUGUUAAACUCUUAAGUGCAACCUGAAUGAUCUUCUAAUGCUAUUCCUGCCUUUCUGUCAGUGUUCGUAUGUAUGACCAUGCAUUUUCUUUAAAUAAAACAUCUUAAACUUU
This is a messenger RNA of Coregonus clupeaformis (lake whitefish), 1161 nucleotides long. It is a transcript of the gene syf2, whose product is annotated as SYF2 pre-mRNA-splicing factor. Gene Ontology annotation, cellular component: Prp19 complex; post-mRNA release spliceosomal complex; catalytic step 2 spliceosome. NCBI's taxonomy places the organism in Eukaryota, Metazoa, Chordata, Actinopteri, Salmoniformes, Salmonidae. The record is from RefSeq and is a predicted model, not a curated record. The coding region runs from base 103 to 816 and encodes 237 amino acids. The transcript has 7 exons.